This is a messenger RNA of Aplysia californica (California sea hare), 2164 nucleotides long. RefSeq names its product RNA-binding protein lark. Bases 177 to 923 code for a protein of 248 amino acids. The record is from RefSeq and is a predicted model, not a curated record. NCBI's taxonomy places the organism in Eukaryota, Metazoa, Mollusca, Gastropoda, Aplysiida, Aplysiidae. Gene Ontology annotation, cellular component: cytosol. Gene Ontology annotation, molecular function: zinc ion binding; mRNA binding. The transcript has 7 exons.
AUUGAAAACGAGGGACGGGCGAGCGAACGAGCCCAGCGAGCCUUGCGUCAGGCGUCAAGCGCAGCGAAAGUACCGGCGAACACGCGUGGGUCCGACAGGACGACAGCAUCAACGAGAAAUUUGGCGUAAACUCUUUUAGUUUCACGGGUAACUUUACGAGUACGUGUUGAGCCGAGAUGGUGGGCACCAAGUUGUACGUUGGAAACCUGCCUGAUGAGGUGAACAAGGAUGAACUGGAGCAGAUGUUCCGGAAAUAUGGCAAUGUCGUGGAGUUCGACAUCCUCAAAGAUUAUGGUUUUGUUCAUUAUGAACAAGAAUCAGAGGCAAAAGCUGCAGCAGCUGCCCUGGAUGGACAUGUGUACAGAGGAACAAAUAUGAAAGUGGAAGUUUCCCGCAGUAAAGUGCGUCAGAAAGCUGGUAUGGGUGGCAAGGGAGAAUGUUAUCGCUGUGGAGGUGAAGGCCACUGGUCAAAGGAGUGCCCAAGAGGACCAUCACGUGAUUCUAGCCGGGGAAGAGGUAUGGGAAUGCGUGGAGGUGGGGGCAGGUUCCGCGUCUACGACAGACCCCCACCAAGAGAAGCAUACUACCCUGAUCCAUAUGACUAUUAUGCGCGGUCUCGCAUGUAUCCUCCAUCUUCCUCGUAUGACCGAUACAGAUAUGACCCCUACGAGCGUAGGCUGCCGCCAGUGCCCCCACCCAGAGACCCGUACCGUGACCCAUAUGCCAGACCAUCACCAGAAUACUACAGGAGGUCUCCUCCAAGGGAUCCGUACUACGACUACUAUGAGAGAAGAAGGUAUGACGCCCUUGAUGGCUAUGGGGACGGCUUGAGCUUGUCCUCCAGUGGAGCCGCCAGUGCUGUAGAUGACAUCAAGCCACCACCUCGCAACCCGCUACAGGGACGUGUCCCCGGCCCCUACUGAACACUGUCUGCUGGUCCCCACUGCUAAAGAACAUUGUGUGCACAAGUGCACCUCAUGAAUAUUGUCAAUUGUUUCCUCUGGGUUUUUUUUUGUCCAUGCUCAUUCAUUAAAUGUUUUAGUCUGAUCCCACCCCAUCACCCAACAGCUAUUUUUCAAAUUUUAUAUUUUUUAUGCUUUGAUCCACUAUGUGCAUCCCUUUUUUUUUCAUGGUUGUAAUGAUUUGCAUCGAAAAUGUUUUGUUGUACGUUGUCAGACAUUUUGUUGCAUUAUGGUAAUCAGGUUUCUAGUACCUGCCUGACCAUAUAUUGAAAGUGUUCUGUACAGGAUUUCAUAGCCUCGUGUCAUCCCUGCCACAUAAUUUACAAGUUUGACCCUUAGUUGUAUUGGGUCGGGGAAUUUUGUUGUUGUUUUUUUUUUAAUGGGUUUUUUUUUUUUGUUGCACUCCCCCCAUCAUGAAGUAUUGCAUUGUUCAGAAACAAAAACGUAUUCAUUGUUGAAUAUCAUGCCAAAUUAAUUUCUCUAAAGUUCCUGUUCAUGUGUAAAUAUACCAUACAGAUACUACAUUUUUAUUCUUUUUCUAGAGAUUUUUUUUUUUUGGUGUAAGCAAGCGUUUCUCAAUGUGUUUGCCUCGAUCUUGUUAAACAAUUUGGAGAGUUUUUGUCAGCUUUGUUGAUGAAGGUUGUUGACUCGAGAGUGGCUUUAGUGGUCACUGAGUUGAAUCUGGUGUGUAUAUGUUUUUCUUGUUGCCUGUCUCUUUCCGGCAUUUCUAAAUGAAACGCCCGACAAUCCAAUUCCUGUAACACAUUACAACUACAGCGCAGUGAAUGACGUGCACGGCUCUCAGGGCUAGGCUACAACAGCUAGUACAGAAAGUACUAGAAGAAGUGUCAGGAGAUUCAGCCAAUCAAAAGCGGCAUUUUGAACUCUUUGUGGUUCUCAGAUGUGCUGUCUGAUACCUUUACCCAUACAGGGCUUACUGAAUGUUUUCUGUGCUUUACUUUGAUUUUAUUGCCGCCAGGUUUAGUUUUUGAAGCAUUGAAGCAUGUUGUGAAGCGCUAGAUUUCUAGUUGUGCCGGGUAAUUUCUGCACGUACACUGGGAUGAUCAAGAGUAAUUGUAGCUUCUUGUGACAGUAAAAUAAGCUUAUGAACCAUCGUUGUCCAUGUAAAUUGGAUUAAGAAUGUUGUAAUGCACUUGACAAGGUGGACCAAAGCUGAAUAAAAUUUGUCUGUUGGUCUUUCA